CAGUGAAGUGCCUCACCCCCGUGCUGCUGCCAUCCCAGCCUUGUGCAUUUGCUGCCCCCCUGCCUGAUGGAGCCAGCGCUGGCAGAGGACCCUCCUCGAGGCGGCCAGCUCAGCCUGGUGCAGGAGUGCUAGUGGGACGUGGACAGUGGCAUGCGCCAGCCCAGGAGGGACAAUGGCUCAGGGGACCGGGAGCAUCAACAGUGACUACAAGGACUGGGAGUGGAGCGCUGAUGCUGGGGAACGGGCCAGGCUCCUGCAGAGCCCCAGUGUGGAGACGGUGCCGAAGAGCGGAGAGAGCCAGGGAAACAGUCUGGGGGCCACGUCGGCUUUGGGAGCCGUCUUCAUCGUGGUCAAUGCUGCCCUUGGGGCUGGGCUGCUCAAUUUCCCUGCCGCCUUCAACAUGGCUGGUGGCGUGGCUGCGGGCAUUGCGCUGCAAAUGUGCAUGUUGAUCUUCAUCAUCGGAGGCUUGGUCAUCCUGGCAUACUGCUCGCAGGCCAGCAACGAACGGACCUACCAGGAGGUUGUGUGGGCUGUCUGCGGGAAGGUGCCUGGUGUGCUGUGUGAGGUUGCCAUCGCCGUCUACACCUUUGGCACCUGCAUCGCUUUCCUCAUCAUCAUUGGAGACCAGGAGGACAAGAUCAUUGCUGCUCUGGUGACAGAGCCCGAGGAAGCUGGAAGCAGCCACUGGUACACAGACCGCAAGUUCACCAUCAGCAUCACCGCCUUCCUCCUUAUUCUGCCCCUCUCCAUCCCCAAGGAGAUCGGCUUCCAAAAAUAUGCCAGCUCCCUAAGUGUGAUCGGCACCUGGUAUGUCACAGCAGUCAUUAUCAUCAAGUACAUCUGGCCUGACAAGGAGUUGGUGCCUGUGGAGAUCCCCACCAGCCCCUCCACCUGGACAGCUGUCUUCAAUGCUGUGCCCACCAUCUGCUUUGGGUUCCAGUGCCAUGUGAGCAGCGUGCCCGUCUUUAACAGCAUGAAGCAGCCAGAGGUGAAGACCUGGGGAGCGGUGGUGACAGCGGCCAUGGUGAUAGCUCUUUUUGUCUACACGGGCACUGGUGUCUGUGGCUUCCUGACGUUUGGAGCCGGCGUGGAGCAGGAUGUCUUGCUGUCCUACCCCUCCAAUGACAUCCCUGUUGCCCUCGCCCGGGCCUUCAUCAUCCUCUGUGUGCUGACAUCCUACCCCAUCCUGCACUUCUGUGGCCGGGCUGUCUUGGAAGGUCUCUGGCUCCGCUACACUGGAGUGACGGUGGAGGAGGACGUGGUUCGGGAGAGGAGGAGGCGCCUGCUUCAGACCAUCAGCUGGUUCCUCUUGACCCUUCUCCUGGCUCUCUUCAUCCCUGACAUUGGCAAAGUCAUCUCUGUCAUUGGGGGCUUGGCCGCCUGCUUCAUCUUUGUCUUCCCAGGACUCUGCCUGAUUCAAGCCAAGCUCUCUGAGAUCCAAGAAACCAGGGCAAUCAGCUGGUGGGCCCAGGUCAGCUAUGGGGUGUUCAUGGUCACCCUUGGAGCCUUCAUCUUUGGACAGACCACUGCCAAUGCCAUCUUCGUGGAUCUCACAGCCUGACUCCUCCUCCAGGCUGGACCACACUGUUGCUGCCAAGGGUGUGCAGGUUUCCCCUAGGACCAAAGGGAAGCAGGGAGAAAACACAUUGGCAUGUUGGGAAGAUCCAAGAGGAGUGUUGUUAUCCGGGCCUUGGCUGAAAGAGCCCUGUGGUGGUUUGUAUCUCAUUGUCUUAACGCACCAGGCAGUCAGGCUUCUCCUCUCAGCCCUGACUCCCUGGUGAAGCCAGAGCAUCACUACAAGGGGACCUGUAGUCCAGGUCAAGCCCUUUCUGCCCCUCCGGGGCACACAUCGCUACCUUAGACAUCACUAAGGGGUCACGGUUGGGGUUUGUGAAGGCAUGCUGCUCAUCCACGUACCCCCGUGCUGAUGGAGCUCUUCUCCAUAGCUUAAACUCCUUCCUCUCCUAACAUUGCAGGGAGACAGUGCGUCUUGCAUAAAGGGAACCGGUAAUCAUGUUUAUUAGACAGGGUGACAUCCCCAUAGUCCUCUUCUGUGUCAGUGUUUGGUUUGGUUUGAACUCUGCUCUCCUGUGGCUUACAUUGCCUGUCUCCUGCCUUUACUCUUACAUCUCCCUCCGCCUGGGCUGCACUUUCUGUUACAAAGUGGGACCAUUGCCUUCAGCCUGUUUUUUGUUGUUUUUUUUUUAAAUUUAUUUCUGAGGAUCAGGGUGACCCCAGGGUAGGGAUGUGCCUAUGCAAUGUUUUCCUUGCCAGGAGUUGCUCACUCACUAGAGAAGUGCUGUGGCUACAGUGACCUCCUGGAGACACUAUGCUAAAGCACAGCUCUUCUACAAAUUUCAGAUCCUGUUCUUUCACGGAAUGGGACUGGGCCAGAUAGAGAUUUUAAGGGAUGCUUUGGGGAUAAAGCAGUCAGUAUUUAUCCGUUUUAUAUUGUUUCCUUGGUCGUUUACACUUUGUGGCUGGUGUUGCUCUGGGCUGUCCCUCCAUUGCCUGUCUGGGAGUUUCACUUCUGCUUUCAUUGGCUUGAGCAGUUCCCCCAGCCAAAUCUGCAGCUGGGGGAAGUUAAACCUCAGCAGCAAACUGCUCUUGUUCAGUCUUUGAGUUUCCUUGUUCCUCCUUUGGCUUCUAAAACCCCGGGGAGGGAGGAAUUCACGCAUAUCUAUUGCUGCAUCUGUGGAGAAGGUCCAGCCCAGCUUUGUGCAAAACCCAGCUUCGCUCCUCCUGCAUCUUCGGGCAGCAGCCCAGGCUGGCAUGGUGGGAAGGUGAAUCGUGGCAUGCUUCUGUACUUCUCACUGUGGCUUUCUCCCACUGCAGCCAAUGGCUGUGGGUGGGAGGACAGCACGUGGGCACUUCCCCAUGUGGAAACAUUUGGUCUCUCUCUACCCAUGCUUGCUGCAUGUAAAAGCAGCCCCCCUCGCUGCUCCAUGGGAUGAGAUGGGGAGACCCAAGUGGAGACGGAGGAAGAAAAGCCCCAAGUGUAGCAUGAAUGUUUGAGGGACCCUGUGAAGGACCUCCCUCAGGGUACCUCCAGCCUCCAUGCCCUCAACUUUUGACAAAAGCAGGCUCCAGCAAACUCCCCACUCGUAUGGCCCUGGCUGCCUCCUGAGCCCCUUCACCCCCCUCCUGCCUCAGAGCAGGCGCUGGGGCUUGGGGGACCCUUUGGCAUAAAGAAGAGGAUGCUCACCCCCUCACCCCCCCCGCCCCUGAAGACCACUCCUGGAUGCAGGGAGCACAGAGCCACCUCCCGUGGAGCUCAGCAGAGAUGCUGGAGGCUCAGCAGAUGCCAAUGCUGAGAUGCCUUUCAGUGCCUGCUCCCCAUCAAGAUGGGAGGGGUUUGGUACCUGGUGGGUUUUGUAGCUCUGGCUUUCCCAAGUGUGAUGGGCAUGAGGAGGUCCCACGGCUCAAUUGGAUGCAGACAGGGUGUCCCAUGUCUUUGGUUGUCACCUGGGGAGCCUUGGUCCCCCCGGGAGGGUCUGCAUGGCUGAGGGCAGGGUGGGUACAGAGGUGCUGUGGCCGUUUCUGUUUGCCUUACCACUCCCGACUGUUUACAAACACUGGCCUUUUUAAAUUUAUUUUAUACGUGCAGAAAGCGGAGGGACCUCGACUCAAUAAAAGUGACAUUGUGGUGCGUGUGCCAGGCA
This is a messenger RNA of Falco peregrinus (peregrine falcon), 3662 nucleotides long. It is a transcript of the gene SLC38A7, whose product is annotated as solute carrier family 38 member 7. The coding region runs from base 173 to 1561 and encodes 462 amino acids. The record is from RefSeq and is a predicted model, not a curated record. The transcript has 10 exons. Gene Ontology annotation, biological process: amino acid transmembrane transport. NCBI's taxonomy places the organism in Eukaryota, Metazoa, Chordata, Aves, Falconiformes, Falconidae. Gene Ontology annotation, molecular function: L-serine transmembrane transporter activity; L-asparagine transmembrane transporter activity; L-aspartate transmembrane transporter activity.